Molecule: messenger RNA, 2170 nt
Organism: Quercus lobata
Lineage: Eukaryota; Viridiplantae; Streptophyta; Magnoliopsida; Fagales; Fagaceae
Product: disease resistance protein RPP2B-like
Exons: 3
Coding region: 898-2130 (410 amino acids)
Biological process (GO): defense response
Molecular function (GO): ADP binding; ATP hydrolysis activity
Source: RefSeq, a predicted model, not a curated record
UACUACUGUAAUUUCACAUUUGACUCUCUCAGUCUUCUUCGCCUCACAACAAUUAUCUAAAUCUAACAUUCAUUUCCUUUGCUCUGCCAUUCCCAUUCUCUCUCAAACUCAUUUGAGAAAUAUCUUUUCUUCAUAAUUUUCAUUCUCUUUGCUUUCUUAAUCUCUUAAGACAUUUCCAAUUUCGUCACCUCUCUCUUUCUCCUCUUUCCUUUAGAUCUUCUCAGCAGUCUAUAUAUCCAAAUCACAAUGGCUCUUUCAACCAACAAACAAGUCUUAUCUUCCUCUCUCACCAAACGAUACAUAUAUAAUGUGUUUUUGAGUUUCAGAGGAGAAGAUACUCGCAAUGGUUUUACUAGCAAUUUAAAUGGUAUUUUGUGUCAUAAUGGUAUUAACACUUUUAUGGAUGAUAAACUCUGAAGAGGAGAAAAUAUUUUCACUGAACUUCUUGAAACUAUUGAAAGUUCAAGAAUUUCGAUAAUUGUAUUCUCUAAAAACUAUGCAUCUUCUACUUGGUGUUUAGAUGAACUUGUCAAGAUUCUUGAGUGUAAGAAUAAUGGUCAAGUGGUGUUAUCCGUUUUUUAUAAGGUGGAUCCAUCAGAUGUACGUAAUCAAAAUGGAAAGUUUGGAGAAGCAUUCACAAAGCAUGAAGAAAAAUUCAAGAAUAAUAAAAAGAAGGUGCACAGAUGGAGGGCAGCCUUAAAAGAAACUAGCAAUAUAUCUGGAUGGCAUUACAAAAAUGACCACCCUCAAUUUGGGUUUAUCCAAGAAGUUUUUGAAGAAAUAUCAAGUGCUAAAUUAAAUCAUACACAAGUAUUUGUUGUAAAAUAUCCCGUUGGAGUAGACUCUCGUGUAGAGGAAAUAAGUUGGCAUUUAGAUAUUAAGUCAAACGAUGUUCGCAUGUUAGUGAUCCAAGGUCUUCCAGGGAUAGGUAAGACAACAAUUGCAAAAGCUAUUUUUAACUUAAUUGCAUAUCGUUUUGAAGGAAGCAUCUUUCUAGAGAAAGUUAGAGAAACAUCAAGAACAAAUGAGGGCAUACUCCAACUACAAGAGGCAAUUUAUUCUGAGAUCUUAGGUGGCGGAAAUUUGAAGGCGCAUGGUGUAUCUAAAAGAAUCAAUGUGAUAAUGGAAAUACUUCGUCACAAAAGAAUUCUUUUAAUUCUUGAUGAUGUGGACAAAUUAGUCCAAGUAGAAAAUUUGCUUGGAAAAUGUGAUUGGUUUGCUUUUGGAAGUAGAAUCAUUAUCACAACAAGAGAGGAAAAGGUGCUAUCUACUCUUCAAGAAGAUUGUCAUCUAACCUACUAUAACUAUAGGGUUAAGGAAUUAAAUCAACUUGAAUCUCAUGAACUCUUUUGUCAACAUGCAUUCAAAAGAAACAAGCCUACGAAAGAUUAUUUGGAGCUCGUAGACCACUUUAUACAUUAUGCCAAAGGCCUUCCAUCAGCUCUAGAAAUAAUAGGUGCUGAUUUGUACAAGAGAGAUAUACAAUAUUGGAAUAGUAUAUUAGAAAAGUAUAAAAAAUUUCUCAAUCCAGACAUUCAACAAGUACUCAAAAUAAGCUAUGAUGGAUUGGACCAAACUCAACGAGAUAUUUUCCUUGAUAUUGCAUGUCUUUUCAAAGGAUUCUACAAGGAAGUUGUUGUACAUAUACUUCAAAUUAGCUAUUCAUAUGACCCAUUCUGUGAUAUUGAAAAACUUAUCGACAAAGGCCUCAUAAUUGUUGAUAAUGGCAAAUUAGUGAUGCAUGGUUUGAUACAACAAAUGGGUUUUGAAAUUGAUCGACAAGAAGUAGAAGUGUCAAAAAAACAUAGAAGGCUAUCGUGUUAUACUUAUGAGGAUGCUCUCGAAGCACUAAAUGGAGAUACGGGAUUAGAUGAAAUUCGAGGCAUAACAUUGUCCUUGCCACAACCAAGAAAGAUGCAAUUGAAUCUUGAAAAGAUGAGAGGUCUCAAAUAUUUGAUUAUUCGUAAUGUAAUUUAUGAAGACCUUAAAUCUUUUCCCAAUGGGUUAAGGUUACUUGAUUGGAAUGAAUUUCCUUUAUCAUCCUUGCCAUCCACCUUUGAACCUACAAAACUCGUUGUACUUAACAUGCGAUGGAGCCACAUUAAAUUGGACGAGCAUUUCGAGGUAUAAUCAUAGCAUUUAUAAAUUCUUAUUAGAUUUUUUUUUUUUU